Molecule: messenger RNA, 1682 nt
Organism: Corvus hawaiiensis (hawaiian crow)
Lineage: Eukaryota; Metazoa; Chordata; Aves; Passeriformes; Corvidae
Gene: GNG12
Product: G protein subunit gamma 12
Exons: 4
Coding region: 163-384 (73 amino acids)
Biological process (GO): G protein-coupled receptor signaling pathway
Cellular component (GO): heterotrimeric G-protein complex
Molecular function (GO): G-protein beta-subunit binding
Source: RefSeq, a predicted model, not a curated record
GGGGAGCGGGCGUGGCUUGGCUCGGUGGGCGUGGCCUCAGCUCCCGCUCCGGUCGCCCGUGGAGACACCGGGAGCGGCGCUCGGAUCAUUGCACUGAUAAAAUCAAGGCAAGCUGGACAGGGAGCAAGUCUGCCUAUGUAGAACUUCCCUGCUCCACUGAAAAUGUCUGGCAAAACAGCCACCACGACCAACAACAUCGCUCAGGCCCGCAGGACUUUGCAGCAGCUCAGGAUAGAAGCCUCCAUAGAGAGGAUAAAGGUGUCCAAAGCCUCGGCAGACCUCAUGCUGUACUGUGAGGAGCACGCCAAGAAGGACCCGUUGCUCAUGGGAAUUCCAGCUUCUGAGAACCCUUUCAAGGACAAGAAAACCUGCAUUUUGUUAUAGGAGAGGGGCAGCUCCUCCUGCCCAGCCCCUGCCAGCCCAGCUGGGCCUGGCCAAGCACCACCACUCCCCCAGGUACCUGCACCCCACGGCCACUCCCUGACCCUGUACAGACCAUUCCCUGAGCUUCCCAAGGCAUUCCUGCUGAUCCCUGUCUCUGUUAGGAGGUUUCUGACUGAAUCCCUGUCUUUCCUGGCCAAGGGAAUGGGGUCCAGGGUCUCUGCACAGGGGGUCCUGGGGGCAUUUGCCAACUCCAACAAGACCAAAGUUGCCUGAGCUUUGCUGAGGGAGCAAAGUUGUAGAGACCUGAUGGAAUCACUGGGUUUACAUUUUUUAAAAUUAUAGAUUUUGGGGUGGGGGGGAGGGGGGCUAGUGCCUGUGCUGGCAGCACCUGUUUGUGCACAGACACGUUCAAAGUGCAUUUUCUAGCAAAAACUACCUUGAAAAAUGAUUGUAGCAGCUGCUGGGGAACUCCAGGGAGCUGUGCCUCAGCCUUCCUCCUGCUGGCCUCUCUUCCCAGGGCUUUCAAAGGACAGAGUUUGGAAUCAGAGAUGCUUUCCCUGCUUUCCAAAAGUUGAAAAAGCAGAAUUUCCAGCUUGGAUUCUGCUGCAUUUUCUUCUCGAAUUAAAAACCUGUGUUAGGAUAAAACACACCCUCAAAGAAAUGGAAAAAGAAUGGGAGGUUGGAAGUGCCCUGGCAGAGCUGGAGGAACGCUGCCCUCGCUCCCAAUCCCAGCUGGGUUCUGUGCAGGGAGUCAGAACUUGACUCAUUUUUAUAAAGAAAUACAUUUUUAAACGGGAAAAAUGCCAAAUUAUCUCCAGCUUGUGGUUAUGCAUUUCUAAUUGCAGGGCCUUUCCAUCUAGCAUAUAUUUUAUAUAUACAUAGAAUAAAAAAGUCUUUCUCUGUGUGUGUGUGUAGAUAUAUAAACUUUAUAUAUUAACAGCAAAUUUGGAAGGGUUUAAAAAUAAUCCUGACUUCAGCUGGCUGCAAAUGUCCUUCUGUGCAGGCAGCUGAAGUUGUGAUGUGCCAUAACCCUGCAUUUCUGGGAGGAUAUUUGCAGAAUUUAUGAACCACGUGUCAUUUACGUUGCAUAUUUGUCAUUUCUAUAUGAAAUCAUAGACCCACUUUUGAUAUAGAUUAAGAAAUUCAACUUUGUUUAACAAAUCUCUUUGGCAGAGCUCCAAAGUCAGCCUGGCACGAGAAACCUGCUGCUCACCCUGUGCUUGCGUGCAAAUUAUUUUUGUAAUCAGAGUAUUUUUCUAGUGGCAGUCGAAAAAACCAACAAUGUAGCUCUGCACUAA